AUGGCAGCAAAUGCGAACCAGGUUUUUAUUGCCGUUAUCGGCGCAGGAGGUGUUGGCAAAUGCUUCCUGUCUCAGCUCCAGAGUCUGGCUGCUCGUAGACCCUCGCCUAAGCUAACUCUUUGCUACCUGGCGACUAGCCGCAAGGCCCUCUUCAACGACGAUUACUCUGCUGUCAACAUGGACAAUGCUCUGGAUUCCCUAUCGGCUUCGUCGCGUACCCCACCACCACUGCCUCAAGUUAUCGAAUACCUCGCUGCCGCCCCAGCCAAGACCAUCCUCGUCGACAAUACCAGCUCUCAGGAUGUGGCCGACCACUACCCUUUGGCUCUCAGCCGAGGUGUGAGUGUCGUCACACCGAACAAGAAGGGAUUCUCGGGCUCCUACCAGCUUUGGCAAGAGAUCUUCAUUGCGUCAUCUACGUCUGGCGCCAAGGUCUACCAUGAAUCUUCCGUCGGCGCUGGACUUCCCGUCAUUUCGACUUUGAAGGACUUGGUCGACACUGGUGACAAGGUUACCAAGAUUGAAGGAGUGUUCAGCGGUACAAUGUCGUUCCUCUUCAACUCGUUUGCACCCACCGAGGGCCAAGGCGGUCGCUGGUCGGACGAAGUUAAAAAGGCCAAGUCCUUGGGAUACACUGAGCCCGACCCCAGAGAUGAUUUGAACGGUCUUGAUGUCGCCAGAAAGCUCACAAUCUUGGCCCGUCUGGCCGGCUUGCCGGUUGAAUCGCCUACGUCUUUCCCAGUGCAGAGCCUCAUCCCCAGCCAAUUGGAAUCUUGCACAAGUGGUGAUGAAUUCUUGGAGAAGCUGCCUGAAUUUGACGAUCAAAUGGAAGAGACCAAGACUGCCGCCGAGAAAGCUGGCAAAGUCGUUCGAUUUGUUGGUAGCAUUGAUGUCGCUAGCAAGUCUGUCAAGGUCGGACUGGAACAGUUUGAUCGCUCACACCCUAUUGCAGCUCUCAAGGGCAGCGACAAUAUCAUCAGCUUCUACACUGAGAGAUAUGGCAACAACCCACUUAUUGUUCAAGGCGCUGGAGCUGGAGGCGAUGUCACCGCAAUGGGUGUGACAGCUGACUUGCUCAAGGUUAUUUCCCAACUGUCUUAA
Molecule: messenger RNA, 1101 nt
Organism: [Torrubiella] hemipterigena
Lineage: Eukaryota; Fungi; Ascomycota; Sordariomycetes; Hypocreales; Clavicipitaceae
Source: the annotation of a GenBank genome assembly